This is a messenger RNA of Amaranthus tricolor (Joseph's coat), 2432 nucleotides long. RefSeq names its product PWWP domain-containing protein 3-like. The transcript is spliced from 2 exons. The record is from RefSeq and is a predicted model, not a curated record. The coding region runs from base 206 to 2191 and encodes 661 amino acids. Lineage: Eukaryota; Viridiplantae; Streptophyta; Magnoliopsida; Caryophyllales; Amaranthaceae.
CUUAUAAGUAACUUCAUACUGAAAUGUUUCCUACUUUAAUCUUUACAGCAAGAAAGACAUAAUGAUUUAGAUGACUCUUAAAUAUAAGAUGGGAAGAAUGGAGAUGAAGAAAUUCUUUUUCUUUUUGCAGGAUUAAGAUUUUUGUAUGGAAUUGGGUUUCUUUGUGAUUGAAAUAAAUUGGGUUUCCUUUACAUAGUGUGAUUUUAUGGAUGAGAAGGAUAAGGAGAUUCCAAUAACUGAAACCCUAGAUGGGUUUGAUCAAUCAGCAUUGGUAGAAGUAGAUCAUAAGUAUGUUGAUUCCAUUGAUGUUGAUGGUGAAGGAAAUGUAGGUGUUUUAGAGAAGAAUGUUGAGGUUGAAAAGGUCUUGGGUGAAGGAAGUGUUGAUCAUAAAGAUAGCAAAAAUGAGAAUAAAGAUGAGAAUGUAGACAAAAAUACUUUUCCUAUAGGGACUUUUGUAUGGGGAAAGACUAAGAAUGAUCCUUGGUGGCCCGGAAGGAUCUAUGACCCAUUGGAUGCGUCCGAUUUUGCUUUGAAGCAUAAGCAUGAUGGGAGGUUUCUUGUUGCAUAUUUCGGGAAAUGCUCAUUUGCUUGGUGUGAUCCUUCUGAAAUGAGGCCUUUUGAGGAAAAUUUUGAAGAGAUAUCAAAGCAAAGCGUUUCGAGUACCUUUGUCGAUGCUGUAAAGGAAGCUGAGAGUGAAUUCAGUACGAUUGUUAAGCUACAACUGACUUGUUCUUGUGUACGAGCUAAAGAAAGCGAGAGUUCUUUACGUUUUGUUGUAAAUAGUGGUGUUAAAGAAGGGGUUUAUGUUCAUAAGAACGGAAAUUCUGUACAUUCACUUGAUCGGUUUAAUUCAUCAGCAUUGCUUGCUGAUAUCAGAAGUUUGGCCACGUUUAGUCAUUUAAGUAAUGAACUUGAGCGAGCAGUGUUAAAGAGUCUGUUAUCGGCCUUUUUUCAUAAGUUCGGCCGCUCUUUACCAAUACAUUGUGUACAUAUGGGCAUUGAAGAUCCUAUGGAUACAGGAGGUGUACCUAGUGAAGGUUCUUUUCAAGGCUUAGGGAAUAGGGACUCUUCCAUAGGGAUUGAAGGUCGAAAUCCAGUAAAUAUAGGGAGGCCGCGGACCCCACUUGAUGAUCCACAGGGAGGAAGGAAAACAAGGAGCAUUGCUGAGCUGUUGAGGGUACUAGACAAGGGUAAGCCAGUAGUGAAAUCUAGCAAGAAAAGGCAGAAUCUUUCUGAUGAAAGUUCAUCAUCCAUGCAUGAGGUAGAUUGUUGCAAAUCAAGGGCAAGGAAGUUGAAAGAAAAAAUGAAACCUUUAGAAGUCGCGGAGGAUGGUAGUGAGGCAAAAAAACAACAGAAAAAAGACAUGGCGGCCAAGUUAAGUAAACGGAGGACCAGCCUGAGAAUUAAUGAUGGUUCUAUGGCUGAAGAGGGAUCGGGGAAGAUCUCUACAAGAAAAAAGAAAUUGGGCAAGUUCUUGUUAGAUCCCUAUACAUUACCGUUGACGGAAAUAAUUACUGGUUUAGAAAAUGAGUCUACAUCCUCCGAGGCAUCAUGUUCCAAGAGUGACAAUACCAUUCAUGAUACCUCAGAAAGUAUAGGUUUUUUGAAUAGGUUGCUUCAUGGAAUCCGCUCUGUUGCUUGUGACCCAUUAUCUAUAAAGACGGAUAAAUUCUUAAAAUCAAACAAGGAAUUUCUAUCGUCCUACAGGAGCUCAACCUUCAUAAAAGGAUCGGAAUAUAGUUCCUACGAGAAAAAGAGAGCAAGAAUUAAGCCUGUUACCAAGCAUAGAUUGGACAGGAAGGUUCUGAAUGAGGUGGCUCAGCGUACCCCCAAGUCAACGCCUGUUAAAAGGAGCGCAACAGACAAAGAACCAAUGUCGAAUUCUAAGGAUGUGAUUGAAGUAUCAAGUUCGCCAUCUUCAUCAUCCACCGUGUCAGUGUCAAAGAGAAAGAAAAUGAAAUCUUCCAGUGCAACACGAGGAGUCAAAUCGUCCGACAAACCUCUUACUGUGAAACCUGAGAGUGCGCCUUCGACAGUUGCUUUCAUCAAGCAAAAGCUCGAGUCAAUGACAUCGAUGGUGCCACAGACUGAUGAUAUGUUGACUCUAGAGGUGAAAUCUACACUGGAAAAUACACUGAAAGAGGUCUUAAAAAAGCUGAAGACGAUGGGUGAUGUGCAUUCUUCAUCCUAGUUUAAUAUACAUAAAGGUUUUAGGUUGUCUAUAAAGAUUGAUCCAUGGUUACUCUUUUAGCUGCAUAUAGUAGACACUUAAUUUGAUGUAUAGCACAGUUAAAUACUAUGGUAUUCUUUGAAGACUGUAUGCUAAAGACAAGGAUUCCACCAUUACUAGGCUUUUGGUUAUAUUCUGUAGUCUAACACACCAUUGAGUUCCUUUUUAGUCGAAUUUUGAAUGGAUUAAUAAUAAGCUUCUG